Messenger RNA from Paramisgurnus dabryanus, 1587 nucleotides. The record is from RefSeq and is a predicted model, not a curated record. NCBI's taxonomy places the organism in Eukaryota, Metazoa, Chordata, Actinopteri, Cypriniformes, Cobitidae.
UACAUUUACUGCUCAGCUUGCUUAGAUUUUAUAAACUGCUGCUGGUUAAAAUGACAAUAUCUAAAAAAAAAUUAAGUAAUUGCAGAAAUGCUUAUCUAAUAUGCUUUGAGUACUUUUUAUUUAUUUAUUUCAAACCUGCAUUCAAAAUGUUCUAACAAAACAACAUAACAUGCAACAUAACAGACAUAUAAUACUGGUUUGAAAAGGAGGUUUGAGUACUUCUUCUGUGUUAUUUUUUUUGAAGUGUGGAUAUACACACCGUUUAAUCGUAUAGCUGCCUGUCUGUGUUAUAUAAAACUUUAAAAUACUCAAUUCAUGCUCGACUAGUAAUUUGUGUUAUUUUUGCAAUGACUAAACAAUCACCUCUUCAUACCGGCAUUUCCACUGUGCCCUGUGAAAGACGUGAUCAGCAGAUCUUCAGCAUAUUGUUCUGUAGGACUCACGCCUUGAUUUCCUGCAUGUGCUGGGAGGUUGCGAGCGCGAGGAAAGUACGCGGAAGCUCGUGAACGCGUUUGUUCCGCUCCCUCCUGUCAAUCAAAGAUAAAAAAACUGGUCAUGUCGCAAGCCAAGUCAUUUAUUUUCAUCGGCUAUAAUAAAAAGUUACUCUCGCGUAGUCGCAGAUAUGAACGAACACGCGCCCGAAGGAAAUGUGAACACGAGCGAAGGUCUGCUCGAGCACAGGUUGUGUGAUGGUCUCUCAUCGGAUGGUGUGAUCGCUCGGUCUGUUUGGAAGGCUGCUGAUCCUCGGAUCCGGACAGAAAUGAAAGGUCCCGCACGGAUGGUGAUCGUGCACCACACUGCGCUCCGGUACUGCGUUCAGCCGCGUGACAGUCUCGCUCAGCUCGCGUACAUCCAGAAUCUGCACAUGCACGAGCGAGAAUUUGACGAUAUCGGUUACAAUUUUCUGAUCUCAGGAGAUGGAUCGGUGUAUGAAGGGCGUGGAUGGGGAGUUGUUGGGGCUCAUGCAAAAGAACACAAUUGUGAUUCUGUUGGUAUAGCCUUCAUGGGUAACUUCAAUGAGGAAUUGCCAACUCCUGCAUCACUGACUGCUUUGCAGAGAUUGUUGCGUGUUGGAGAGAAUUCCGGACACGUGCGGCCUGACUUUGUGCUCGUGGGACACAGAGAUGUAGCAAAAACUGAAUGUCCGGGUGAAAAUGUAUACUCCGCAUUAACAAAACUAAGAACCCAAUUAGGAAAAAGGUGACUUUAGCAAGCAUAUUUGCUGUGCUUGAAUUGUUGUAUUUGUUAAAGUGUGUGAAUGAUGAUAGCACACUGUGGUUGUGCAUUAAAGGAAUUAAACAUGUUUAUUUUUGUCUCAGCUCUCUGUUUGUCCACUUCUCUAAUAAAAUAAUUGUUCAUAAAAUAACUGAGCAUUUAAGCUGUCUUGUGAGUCUUGUUAUAGUCUUCCAUAUAUAUAUUAUGAAUGUUACUUCGUACAUAUCCUCAAUAAUUAAAUCUGACAGUCCUGACAUUAUAAAAUUAAAUUAAAUUGAAAAUGUUGUGUAAUACACAGUGUGUAUGCUUUUUGUUUAAUAGGCUAUUUCAUUCUGGAAAAAACAUGCUGAAUCAGGAUAUUUUAUUUAUUGU